Molecule: messenger RNA, 1578 nt
Organism: Nerophis lumbriciformis (worm pipefish)
Lineage: Eukaryota; Metazoa; Chordata; Actinopteri; Syngnathiformes; Syngnathidae
Source: RefSeq, a predicted model, not a curated record
AUGGCGACCGCACAGACAACUAACGCUAACGGUGUGAGGCACAGAUGCGUCUUAGGCCAUAAAAUGGAUGACCUGACAAAUCCUGUUGGUAUCGAAUCAAAGACGGAUGAUGCGGCGCAGUGGCACAAGCAUGUGCAGAGAGUGAAGGUGAAGAUUUUGCAGCAGGUCCAGGAUCAGCUCAGUGAUAUUCUAGACACAACACUGACCGAGCCUGUCCAUGCGUCCGUUAAUGGAAAGACGUCUAACAUUUCUUCACCUCGAUCUCACAGGAUGGACGAUGGAAAAGUGUUUAUGGACCGAGCAUCACUGCUUGAUGAGUUGUUUGAGAUCAGCCACAUCAGAACCAUCUACCACAUGUUUGUCGCUGUGCUGAUCAUCUUCUGUGUGAGCACGCUCGCUGUAGACUACAUCGACCAGGGCAGGUUGGUCCUGGAGUUCGACCUGCUCUUCUACGCCUUUGGCAAGCUGGGAACAGUCACCUGGGUGUGGGCGCUUAUGUUCGUCUACACCCUGCUGGUUCCCUACUACACACUACUCUUUUGGGGUUCUUUUUACCACCGGUGCCCCUCAAAGUUGGGGCUGUCCGUGUGCACGGCUUUGGUCCUGGCUGCCCUCCAGGCAUCAGUUCUUGGACUUCUGCCCAUCUACGCAGUGGUACAGCACCAGCUGCCACCAGCCUCCCGAUUCAUAGUCAUAUUGGAGCAGAUUCGAUUUCUUAUGAAGAGCUACUCGUUUAUGAGGGAAUCUGCCCCUGAAAUUUUGAAGAACACACCAAAACAAGGGGAAAAGGUCCACAUCCCAACAUUUUCCACUUACCUUUACUUCCUUUUCUGUCCUACUCUCAUCUACAGGGAAUCAUAUCCCAGGAACACACACAUUAGGUGGAAGUACGUCGGUGUCACUGUGACCAUGAUAUUAGGCUGCCUGUUUUACGGCUACUUCAUCCUGGUGCGCCUUUGUGUGCCCGUGUUUACGUCGGAGAGCCACCAGCCUUUCAGCAAGCGAGCUAUGGUCCUCGCUGUCUUUCAUUCCAUACUACCAGGCAUCAUGCUUCUCCUGUUGUGCUUCUUUGCCUUCCUGCACUGCUGGCUCAACCUCUUUGCAGAGCUGCUCCAAUUUGCUGACAGAAUGUUCUACAAGGACUGGUGGAACUCUACGUCCUUCGCUAACUACUACCGCACGUGGAACGUGGUGGUGCACGACUGGCUAUAUUACUACGGAUACAGGGACUUCCUCUGGCUGUCAAGGCGGAAAUUCCGCACGGGCGCCAUGUUGUCCGUCUUCAUCGUGUCUGCCGUGGUCCACGAGUACGCCUUGGCCAUGGGCUUCGGCUUCUUUUACCCAGUCAUGUUUUUCCUCUUCGCCAUUUUCGGAGUUGUCUUUAACUUCACCAUGAAUGACAAGCGCCAGAGCCCCGUGUGCAACAUCAUCAUGUGGCUGUCUCUAUUUGUGGGUCAGGGGGUGCAGGUGUGCCUCUACUGUCAGGAGUGGUACGCGCAAAUACGAUGUCCUCGCACAGGGAAUAGCAUUUGGGAGCUGGUGACACCGCGUUCCUGGUCGUGCAGCCACCAAAAAUGA